Messenger RNA from Penicillium robsamsonii, 561 nucleotides. RefSeq lists its product as uncharacterized. Bases 1 to 561 code for a protein of 186 amino acids. The transcript has a single exon. NCBI's taxonomy places the organism in Eukaryota, Fungi, Ascomycota, Eurotiomycetes, Eurotiales, Aspergillaceae. The record is from RefSeq and is a predicted model, not a curated record.
AUGGCUAACCGAGGACCACCCAGACACGGUCACAACCACGGCCACGGACAUGGACAUGGACACCGACACACUCACGGUCAUGGUCACGGACACAGCCAGGGACACAGCCACAGAGACAACACACCCCAAGGGCAAAUCGAUUACAAGCACCGUGAACUGUACGUUCAAAUCUGCCAUGAGGAUGAAGGUGCCAUCCAUUGGUUGAUAUUCAUGAAGUAUCCAGGUGAUGAGCGUGGCAUGCGCCUCCACAGCGUUGGCUGCAUGGGUCAUCGUCAAUUGGCUAUAGAAGAUGACAAGAGAUUUGAUAGCUAUACAGUCGCGAGCACACACUAUCUCGGUACGAUUCAUGAGGCCGAUAGUUGGAUUGUCGAGAGAGAGGCUGAGAAGAUCCCACUACAGAGCUGCCAACUCUGGGCUUGUUACCUGAUCCUUCGACUUGAGCGUAAGAGACUGCUCGAAGACGGGAAAUAUAAGCAUUUUAUGAACUGCUAUAAGCAUAGUAGGAGAGAGGAUUAUGGACCAGGAGAUGAUUUCCAUGAUUGCCCGGUUCAUCGACAUUAG